GAGGGUUCCAGCGCCCGAGGGGGGCGGGGACUCUUAAGUCUCGAUUUUCAACCGCCUCUUCCCUUCUCCCUGCUAGGACUCUCCAAUCAGCACGCGAUGGGCGGUGAUCUCCUGUGGAGAUACUUCUUUAUUUCUUUGGGUCUCCAAACUUUCUACAUCAUCCAGCAUUCCCCAACAAAAGAUGGAAUCUAAAGUCUCUGAAGGUGGUCUGAAUGUAACUCUCACCAUCCGGUUAUUGAUGCAUGGAAAGGAAGUUGGAAGCAUCAUUGGGAAGAAAGGAGAGACAGUAAAAAAGAUGCGUGAGGAGAGUGGAGCACGAAUCAAUAUCUCAGAAGGAAAUUGUCCAGAAAGAAUUGUGACCAUUACAGGCCCUACUGAUGCCAUCUUCAAAGCUUUUGCAAUGAUUGCUUAUAAAUUUGAAGAGGAUAUAAUCAACUCAAUGAGUAACAGCACAGCUACAAGUAAGCCCCCAGUUACAUUAAGGUUGGUUGUACCAGCGAGCCAGUGUGGAUCAUUAAUUGGCAAAGGAGGCUCCAAGAUUAAAGAAAUAAGGGAGUCCACAGGUGCUCAGGUUCAGGUGGCAGGAGAUAUGCUGCCCAACUCUACGGAAAGGGCAGUGACCAUCUCAGGGACCCCUGAUGCAAUUAUCCAGUGUGUCAAACAGAUCUGUGUGGUGAUGCUGGAGUCCCCACCGAAAGGUGCCACCAUCCCCUAUCGCCCAAAGCCUGCCUCCACCCCUGUCAUUUUUGCAGGUGGUCAGGUAAGAGCCGACCCACUUGCAGCCUCCACUGCCAACCUCAGCCUUUUACUGCAGCACCAGCCGCUGCCUGCCUAUACAAUUCAAGGACAAUAUGCAAUUCCACAUCCAGAUCAGUUGACCAAGCUCCACCAGUUGGCUAUGCAGCAAACCCCCUUUACUCCCCUUGGACAGACCACCCCUGCUUUCCCUGGAGAAAAGCUGCCCUUACAUUCCUCCGAAGAAGCUCAAAAUCUGAUGGGCCAGUCCUCAGGUUUGGAUGCCAGUCCCCCGGCCAGUACUCAUGAACUCACCAUUCCCAAUGAUUUAAUAGGCUGCAUAAUUGGACGCCAAGGGACCAAAAUUAAUGAAAUCAGGCAGAUGUCUGGAGCACAGAUCAAAAUCGCCAAUGCCACAGAAGGCUCAUCAGAGCGUCAGAUUACCAUCACAGGAACCCCAGCUAACAUCAGCCUUGCUCAGUACCUCAUCAAUGCCAGGCUGACGUCUGAGGUCACUGGAAUGGGCACACUCUAAUUUGUCCCUGUCAUCCUUCAUUCUGCAUCACCCGAUUCCAUCAAGUUAAUGAUCCUUCAUUCAGCUUGUACAGUCUGCAUAUUUACUGCUUCACACACCCGUCUUAUCUCUUAGGACAUUUUUCUUCCAAAAGGAAUGUGUGCACGCACAUCCACACUCCCCUGCCCAUGUUAAUAAGGGUCUUCAUGAGUUGCAUUUUGUGCUCCUGAUUUUCUUCUUAAAAUUUAAUUUAUGCUCCAGGCCAGUCUGUAUUUCAGAUGUACAGUGCAUAUUCAUUUAAAUAGAUUUUGCUGGGGCUUUCUUUCAUAAGACUUCAGAGAAGACAUUCGCAUUAGCCACUGUUUAGCUGGACCUCGUUACAUUAAUGAUCUCAGCUUUUUUUCAGCACCUGCAGUAAUUCUGGGACUGAGCCUCAUUUAGAGCAAUAGUUGCUUUGAAAUAGUUAUUCAGUUACAUCAUUAUUCUUGCAAGUUUUAAACCAUACCGGUUCUUGCCUCGCCCUUAAAAGUAUCCUUAGAACCUGGCAUGGCUUCUUCCACUGAAACAGAGCAGGCGAGAGUCAGUGAACAGCAGCAGGAAAUCCCCCUGGUCCCCAGGUAGUUCCUGCUGCUUUGCAGUGGCACAGCCAGCACAAGCCCUUUUCAUGAUCAACAAAGAUCAACGACGUAGGGGGAGAAAAACUUUUCCUGAAAUGUAGAAAACAGAGAGCAUGAAACUAAACUAAAUUCCAAGUCUGGCAGGAACUGCUGAAAACAGCCACCCACAGACUUUGGACUUAGCUUGGGAAGCCUCGGUUUCUGCGAGUCGGCUGUGUUUGCCAUUGUUUAAAUUCAAUAAAGUCUGUGCAGCUUUGCUAGUAAUAA
Python bivittatus (Burmese python) is the source of this 2133-nucleotide messenger RNA. It is a transcript of the gene PCBP3, whose product is annotated as poly(rC) binding protein 3. Lineage: Eukaryota; Metazoa; Chordata; Lepidosauria; Squamata; Pythonidae. Gene Ontology annotation, molecular function: RNA binding. The record is from RefSeq and is a predicted model, not a curated record.